GGUACCUAGUGAUGGACUAUUCGAGCAAAGAUCCACCACCUCCUACUUAUGAUGCUAGUUAUGGUGGUUACCCACCCCAGGCAGGUGGUUACCCACCCCAGGCAGGUGCCUACCCACCCCAGGGUGGCGCCUACCCCCCUCAAGCAGCUCUGUACCCCCCUCAAGGAGCCGCCUACCCACCCCAGCAAGCUGCCUACCCUCCGCAAUACGCCCCUCCUGGUCCCGCCUACCCUCCUACAGGAGGCUCCUACCCUGCUCCUCAAGCAGGGAAGGACCAUGUAGCAGUAGAUGUGGGAUAUAGUUCAGGUAAUACAGAUGAUGAUAUGAUCCGGGUAGGUAACCGAGGACUAUCUGAUCCUGACAUCAGACGAGGUUUCAUCAGGAAGGUCUACAUCAUCCUGUGCAUGCAGUUCGGAGUUACUGUAGCAACCAUACUCCUCAUGCAGAAGUUUGUGGGGAACCUCCGUGAGAACUGGGACGCGGGAACCUCUCAGAAGGUGUUCAUAUCAAUGUGGGUGUGUCUGGUUGUCUUUAUUGUGAUUGAGAUAGUGCUAGUGUGCUGUGAUAGUGUGAGGAGGAAACACCCCCUCAAUAUUAUCCUGCUCUUCAUCUUCACUCUGGCUAUGUCAGGGUUUGUGGGGUGUAUUACCCUCUACUACCGCGUUGAUGCAGUUCUCAUCGCCGCGGGCUCCACCUGCAUAAUUACACUGGGUCUCACUUUGUUUGCUUGCCAGACCAAGGUGGACUUCACCAGCAAGGGAGCCUACAUUUUCGCUAUCUUCAUGGUCUUCAUCUGCUUCGGCUUCUUCAUGAUCUUCUUCCACAGUCGGGUGCUCCAGGUGGUGUACGGAUGUAUUGGAGUGCUGAUCUUCAGUAUGUUCCUUGUGUACGAUACUCAGAUGCUGAUUGGGGGGAGGAAGUACGAGCUGACGGAGGAGGAGUACGUGUUCGGGGCCCUCACUAUCUACAUUGAUGUUAUCCAGAUCUUCCUCUAUCUCUUAUCUAUCUUGGGAAGAAGAUAGAUAAAAAGCAUUAUCACGAGAUACGUAAUAACGCUUUUUUGAACUGCUUUUUAUUUAUUUUCAAAUGGCUUACAUAAUUUCAAUUGUCUACAAAGUUUUCUUUUCAUUUUUAAACAAAAGCUGAGAAAAUGAACACAUGAAAAGUUCCCCUUUCUCUUUUAAUUCAUUUAAAUCUGGCUGGGAUAAACUAAGAUAAACUAAUAAAUAGUGGUGUAACUAUGGUAACUAUACUUAUACUAUUACUAGUAGUCACGUUUAGCUGUGCUGUUUCUUGUUGUUUUUCUCAAAUCAAUUGAUCAAUUUACUCAUCAGACUAGAAUUCAUAACAAUUCGUUAGCAAUUACAAAUAGUGGGAUUGUUUCUUUCAAUUUUUCUAUAAUUUAGUUUGUUUUUAAGAAUUGAACUUGUCUAACUACUAGGAUAAGUUGUUCAAUCGAGAAUUGUAAAGUUCAAUUAUUAAUGAUAGUUGUGUCUUAUGAUAGUUUAAAAGUGAAACUACCUAAAAAUAGUGUUCAAGUUUAAUGUUUAUAAUCUUCAUAUUUAUUUGUUCGUACUGCACAGUAUUGAUUUUGUUAUAUUCACAAUAUUUACUUAGCUUUUCUGGUAGUUAUCUGUUUCCAUUGAUUUGUUUGAACGUUACUGUUUUUGGCAGGCCUGAAAGUGAAAACUAUGUAAAAUAAUCUGAACCCAUGAAAAUGAUCCAGACAGCGAAGUCGAUUCUAAUACCUAAAAAUGUGAUGCCAUAAGUAGAAAAAUAAACACCGUGCCAUAAAAUUGACCCUAAAAAUUGCAGAU
Bolinopsis microptera is the source of this 1817-nucleotide messenger RNA. Its product is annotated as protein lifeguard 1-like. Bases 12 to 1022 code for a protein of 336 amino acids. Gene Ontology annotation, biological process: negative regulation of apoptotic signaling pathway. The record is from RefSeq and is a predicted model, not a curated record. NCBI's taxonomy places the organism in Eukaryota, Metazoa, Ctenophora, Tentaculata, Lobata, Bolinopsidae. The transcript is spliced from 2 exons. Gene Ontology annotation, cellular component: Golgi apparatus; endoplasmic reticulum.